Messenger RNA from Eriocheir sinensis (Chinese mitten crab), 2433 nucleotides. It is a transcript of the gene Alg1, whose product is annotated as chitobiosyldiphosphodolichol beta-mannosyltransferase-like. Gene Ontology annotation, cellular component: endoplasmic reticulum. The transcript is spliced from 3 exons. NCBI's taxonomy places the organism in Eukaryota, Metazoa, Arthropoda, Malacostraca, Decapoda, Varunidae. The record is from RefSeq and is a predicted model, not a curated record. Gene Ontology annotation, molecular function: mannosyltransferase activity. The coding region runs from base 361 to 1704 and encodes 447 amino acids.
GUAUUGGCCUUGAGAAGAGGAGGAAGAGGAAGAGAAGAAGAGGAAGAGGACGGAGAGGAACAGAUCAAGAGGAGGAAGAGGAAUAUAAGAGGAGGAAGAGGAACAGAUGAGAGUAAAAGGAGGAACAUAAAGGAGGAUAAGAAGACUAUUUUGUUUUUACUGAAUAACACGCAGCCAUCAUCGUCAUCAUCAGCCCUUGCAGCACCUUCACACCUGCAGCAAACGUUAAUUAGCAACCACCCACGGGCCCCGGCACUCGUAGGCCCCCUGGUUAUGUGGAGAGAGUUCUUGGGCUGGCGCUGCUAAUAACAUUGUACAGUUGCCCUGCUAUCCCUGCUUGCACCCAACUGCUUGUCAAGGAUGGAGGACAGGAUGAGUGACACUGAAGAAAAGCUGCGUGACAAGGUGACUGUGGUGGUGUUGGGAGACCUUGGCCACUCCCCUCGCAUGAACUACCACGCACUCUCUCUCUCCAAAGAAGGAUAUGAAGUGAAUCUAGUGGGAUUUGCCGGGUCAAAGCCGCAGUUAGAAAUACUAAAUGAUGAGCACAUUACGCUUACUUACAUGAGACCUUUUCCACACAUCACAUUGCCAAGGCUUUUAGCAUUUGUUUUUAAGGUUGUCUGGCAAUCAAUGAUAUUGUUUUUCACACUGUUAACAGCAACAAGGAGCAAAUAUCUUCUCCUUCAGAAUCCGCCCGGUGUCCCUGCAAUGCCUGUUUGCUGGUUUUAUUGUUUUAUUAGCAGAACAAAGUUCUUUGUUGACUGGCACAACUACGGCUAUUCCAUUCUUGCACUUACGCUGAGAAAGAAUCACCCUUUAGUGUUUAUUUAUGGUCUUAUUGAAAAAAUCUUUGGAAAGCUUGCUAGCGGAGGACUUUGUGUGACCAAGGCCAUGAAAAUUGAUCUUGCAGAUAACUGGGGCAUCACAAGGAUAACAGUGUUGUACGACCGCCCAGCAGAAAGGUUUCACCCAAUUACUGUUGAGGAAAAACAUGAUCUUUUCAUGAAGCUUUCAUCUACAUACCCUUGCUUCUCAAGUGACUCUCCUGACAAGACUGUCUUCACUGAGAGGUAUGCCGACGGCAGAGUUACUGAGUGUGAGGACCGGCCGGCCCUAGUCGUGUCCUCCACCAGCUGGACGGAGGACGAGGACUUCUCGAUUCUCUUUCAUGCCCUGGAGGAUUAUGAACAUGUGCGGCAGGAGUUUCCCGACCACUACCCUCCACUUAUAGUCGCUGUUACAGGAAAGGGCCCCAUGAAGGCCUACUACACCUCACUCAUAGCAGAGAAGCAAUGGGUACAUGUGGCUGUUAUUACUCCUUGGAUGACUGCAGAAGAUUAUCCAAAGUUAUUAGCCUCUGCUGACCUUGGAGUUUGUCUCCACUAUUCUUCCUCAGGUCUAGACUUGCCCAUGAAGGUGGUGGACAUGUUUGGCAGCGGACUGCCGGUUGUAGCCAUUGAGUACCCUGCGCUGCCGGAGCUGGUGCAUCACAAUGAAAAUGGCAUGGUGUUUAAAAGCACGGAGGAGCUUGCUAACCUGCUGCAAGACUGGUUUCGUGGAUUCCCGAAAGAGACUGCCAUAAAGGAAACCUACUAUGACUUCUAUAAGAAUAUUGAAAACUUUAGAAAGUUGACUUGGCACUCCUGCUGGACCUGUAAUGCCCUGCCUUUGUUCAGUGAAACAGUGACAACGAAAGGUUAGGGGACAUGCUGGAGGCAUUGUGGAUCAAGGUUUUGGGAACUCAAAUGUGACGAGACGAGGCGGAAUAAAAAUGUAAUAUUAUUUCUCAUAUCUGGGCAGCUCCUGCUCUCAAGACACACUCGGAAAUGAUCUGCAACUGAGCCAUUCUUCAGUGUGUGCAGGACAUUUACUGGUCUUUUUGCACCUGCAUGUAAUAGUGAAACAGAACAUGUGAAGAUGCAUUUCCAAAUCUUAACAUGUAUAUAAGGAUAGAUGUUAGGAUAUGGAAAUAUAUGAAUCUACACACCACUCAUUUGCCCUCGCAUAUUUAUUUAGAAAAACAAAAUCAUAAACAGGAUAAACAUAGAUGACUAUUUUUGCAUGCUAAAUGUUAAUGGAAUGAAAAUAUACAGUGCAUAUAUUUUUGUUACUUUUGUACUUUCUGUAGUUGGUAAUGAAAAUUAUUUUUUGUUAGCCACUGCUUGAAAUUCUCACGAUAUUUUCUUAAAGAGAAAGAAAAAGCUGAGCAUGGACCAUUCCAUAAUCCUGCCCUCAUGGUGAUGGAGAUACUAAAGUAAUUCCAUCAGUAAAUGAAGUGGUCAGCAUGUUUACUCCAGUAAAGAUUAACAUUCCAAAAAUAGUUCUCACAAAGCCUUCACAGUCUUGUAUCAAUGUAUGUGUUCCUAGUUAUUUUCUGGUGUGUAAUUUUGCAUUGUAUAUUUUGUUGUUGUUCAUAAAACUACAUGCAUA